Messenger RNA from Varanus komodoensis (Komodo dragon), 2738 nucleotides. RefSeq names its product STE20 related adaptor alpha (gene STRADA). The record is from RefSeq and is a predicted model, not a curated record. Bases 277 to 1572 code for a protein of 431 amino acids. The transcript is spliced from 13 exons. Gene Ontology annotation, biological process: protein phosphorylation. Gene Ontology annotation, molecular function: protein serine/threonine kinase activator activity; protein kinase activity; ATP binding. NCBI's taxonomy places the organism in Eukaryota, Metazoa, Chordata, Lepidosauria, Squamata, Varanidae.
UGGGCACCCAAGACAGGCCUCGGUGCUUUUCUGCCGGGUGCUGUUCCUUUUCCUUUGCUCCCGCCUCCGCGGCUGGGAUCUCGCUGGGGCGGGUGAGCGUCGAGGCCAUCUGCAGUCGGGGUCAGAUUCCGCAGGAGGGCCGUCACGCCGCCCCCAUCGUGCAGCGCAGGGGCGCUCACGCCGGCCACGUUGUCCUGGUAGGCGAGGGAGUCCGCAGGGCUGAGAAAAAUUUUAACAUUUCAUGCCUGUGGAGUAACAUUAUCAAGUCUGGAUUCCAUGUCUUUCCUUGUAAGUAAACCAGAACGCAUUAGGAGGUGGAUGUCUGAGAAGUUCAUUUUUGAGGGCUUGAGGGAGUUGGAACUAUUUGGAGAGCAGCCUCUGGGUGACUCUCGGAGAAAAACCAAUGAAGCAAGCUCAGAAUCAAUAGCAUCUUCCCACAAAAGGGACACCAUGAGCAGUUAUCUUCCUGACAUUAAUUGCUAUGAAUUAUUAACCAUAAUAGGAAGGGGAUUUGAAGAUCUAAUGACUGUGAAUUUGGCACGAUAUAAACCGACAGGAGAGUUUGUCACUGUCCGGAGGAUCAAUUUAGAGACCUGCACCAAUGAGAUGGUGGCAUUUUUGCAGGGUGAGCUUCAUGUUUCAAAAUUCUUCAGCCAUCCCAACCUCGUGCCCUAUAAAGCAGCCUUCACAACUGACAACGAACUGUGGGUUGUUACAUCUUUCAUGGCCUAUGGUUCUGCUAAAGAUUUAAUUUGUACACAUUUUAUGGAUGGGAUGAGUGAAUUAGCUAUGGCUUAUAUACUCCAAGGUGUACUGAAGGCCCUUGAUUACAUCCACCACAUGGGAUAUGUCCACAGGAGUGUGAAGGCCAGUCAUAUCCUGAUUUCUGCAGAUGGGAAAGUGUAUCUUUCUGGCCUGCGCAGUAACCUGAGCAUGAUCAGUCACGGUCAGCGUCUCAAAGUGGUUCAUGAUUUCCCUAAGUACAGCAUCAAGGUUCUACCAUGGCUAAGCCCAGAGGUUUUGCAGCAGAAUCUUCAAGGGUAUGAUGCAAAAUCUGACAUUUACAGUGUAGGAAUAACAGCCUGUGAGCUGGCAAAUGGCCAUGUUCCUUUCAAGGAUAUGCCUGCAACUCAGAUGCUUUUGGAGAAGCUCAAUGGCACUGUCCCUUGCCUUCUGGACACAACGACUAUCCCUCCUGAGGAACUGACCAUGAAACCGUCACGUUCUGGGGCCAGUACAGGUCUUGGGGAAGGCAUGGCAGCCAGCAGUGCUAGGGCCUCUAAUGGUGAGGCAGUACUACAUCCAUACCAUCGGACCUUCUCGCCCUACUUCCACCAUUUUGUGGAGCAGUGCCUGCAAAGGAAUCCAGACUUGAGGCCAAGUGCAAGUGCACUGCUCAACCACUCCUUUUUCAAACAGAUCAAACGCCGGGUAUCAGAAGCACUUCCUGAACUGCUAUAUCCAGUCACACCAAUCACUAGCUUUGAAAGCAUUCAAGCAGAUGAUCCUAGUCUUAUUUUUGGACUGGUUUCUGAUCUGGAACAGCUUGAUAUGGAUGAUUGGGAGUUCUAGAAGAAGAAAGAAGAAAGGAUAUACAAGUAUAAAAGCUCUCCUAGAAAUGUUUAGUACCCUAAUUUAAUAACCCCCGCCAUAUGUUUCUCACAAAGCCAUGAUGAAUGCUAGUGCUGUAGUUUACUUCUUCCUUAGGAAGGCGAUCUAGAUAUUUCCACUAUAGUAAGGCCAAGGAACAGAUUGAGGGAGGAGAAAAUGCAUAGUAAAAAUAUGGGGCUGGAGACUUCUAGUCAGAUUAAGAUAUGACUGCCUUAGCAGUGGACUUCAGGUGAACCUGUUCUCCUUACUCUCUGUAUGCUCUUGCAGGGUUGCUGCUUCUGAAAAAAUGAUGUUAACAUCCUUUGUUGUACUAUGCUGAUCCAAAGGGAUGUUCACCUACUGCUCACAAAGUAAUCUUGCUUGUAAAAUCACCAGUGGAAAAUCAGUUGUUUUGCAAGACCAGUUAUGGGGUAGCAUUAUAUCUCAAGCUGAGCUUGGUCACAUCUAGAAUUCUUCCCACCAGCCCUUUCUACUUUUUUCUGGUUAAGCAAGAUUGGAUGGGGAUGGUAGACUAUACCUGUAAAUGCCAACUGCAAGUCUGAGGGCAGGGCUCAGUACUUUUUAGCUGAGCUGCCUUCUCUAAUUUACUGUUGUUAUUGUUCCUUCUGUGGAUCUAAGUAAGACUGAGUGCUGUGCACUUCUUUUAGUCAAAAAUCUUACAUAUCCCUUCCAUCAGCUAAUGCAUUUGAAGACUUGUUUAACAGUGAGGUUGCAAGUCCAAGAACGGCUGUCUCCUAACUUGUCUGGCAUAUGAAGAUACCAUAUGUUGGUUACAGAUUUAGUUGUAUCUUGGAAAUGAGUGGGACUAAAUUAGUCUUAACUAGGAAACUUGUGUCCAGUUGAUUACAAUUUUACUUAUAUGUAUGACUAAAUUUGGACCCUAAAUGUUUGUAUCCGUUAUCUUUGCCAUAAUCUUCCUCACCCUUUUUGGAAUGGGUGUUAAGUGUUUACUAGUUUCUUAUCCUAAAGUGUGUAGUAAGGUCUUUUCCCCUUUCCUUUAAUGGGUUCCCUUUUUGCAUCUGGUUGGCUGGAUCAGUUACAGGUCUGUGUGCAUGUUUAAAGCUGUACUUGAACCCAAGACACAUUUGCUUUUCUAGUUUUGUUGCCAAUAAAAUAUUUCUGCAUUU